This is a messenger RNA of Triplophysa dalaica, 4572 nucleotides long. It is a transcript of the gene slc22a23b, whose product is annotated as solute carrier family 22 member 23. Gene Ontology annotation, biological process: transmembrane transport. The record is from RefSeq and is a predicted model, not a curated record. Gene Ontology annotation, molecular function: transmembrane transporter activity. Lineage: Eukaryota; Metazoa; Chordata; Actinopteri; Cypriniformes; Nemacheilidae. The transcript is spliced from 10 exons. The coding region runs from base 546 to 2342 and encodes 598 amino acids. Gene Ontology annotation, cellular component: membrane.
UCUGCCCUGUACGGUUUGUGUGUGUCGGUCACCGGUGUGAACGGGCGGACGGAGCGCGGGCCACUUCGCGUCGGGUGUGCAAUGCAAAGAUAAACCCGCAGCGACAUAUAGCACGGAAGAGAUUAUUUGUAGUUCGGUUUGAGAGGCGCUCGGCAUCAUCCAGUGAUGGAAGGUGAUGGAAAUAUCGCAGGCGGAUACGGGAAUGGAUAGACGGGCCACACCUGUGCGCCGGCUGCGGAUGGACAGGUGCGUUACCUGUGGACCUGUUGGAGAGCACCGGGCGCAAAUGCGCAGCGCUGCGCAUCGCACGAGCCAGUGAUGGCGUUGUGACCGUCGGAUGUAACAAAGACCUUAUGGGUCCUCUUCACAGCAGCCGCUUUAUCUCGAGGCUUACGUACGAAACACUAAAUCAAACGGGACUCUGUUCACACCGGCCUUAUAUCGACCGGACCGAGCCUUCUGCGUUUCACCCCCCCGCGUAAAAGCGUGUAUUCGACGCAAAGACUCCGAUUGGAUGUGACGCGCACCGGCCAAAGCAUCGCGUUAUGGAUGCGGUUCGGCUGGACGCGCUCAACCCGCCGGCCGAGAACGGCAAUGUGUCGCAGUCCGAAGCGCACAAGCGCCUCGCGCAGGUGGACUCGGUGGUUCUGCCGUUCCUCGGGGGGUUCGGGAGGUACCAGAGGCGCCUGGUGGCCCUCACGUGGAUCCCGGCGGUGCUGAUCUCCUUCAGUCAGUUCUCCGAUUACUUUCUGCUCGGGCAGCCGGACAAGAAGUGCGUGCGCCCGGAUGAGGGCGGCGGGGGGAACGGGACGGGUGCGGGUCGGGAUCUACUCUCGGAGCUGAUGGCUAACGGGACUGGGCUCGAGAGCGCUCACGGGACGGCGUGUCUGUGCUCGGAGUGGAGGUUCGAGCUGCAGUCGGGACUGCAGCAGAAUGUGGUCACCAGGUGGACGCUGGUGUGUGAUGGAGAAUGGAAGGUUCACAUCGCUAAGUUCUCUCUGUUGGUGGGGUCCAUAUUUGGCUACGUUCUGAUGGGAGCGGUGGCAGACUGGUUGGGUCGUAUCCCUGUGCUGCUGGUGUCUGUUCUCUCUGUGCUGGUGUUUGGUCUGGCGAUGGCGUUCUCUGUGGAUAUGGCCAUGUUCAGCACGCUCAGAUUCUUCGAGGGAUUCUGUCUGGCUGCUAUCAGACUGUCUCUAUACGUCCUCAGGAUCGAGUUGUGUCUGCCAAAGUGGCGUUUCUCUAUGACCAUGAUCGCCAAUCUGAUCAUGGUCGGCGGGCAGCUCCUGAUGCCGGGUUUGGCAGCGUUAUGCCGCGAUUGGCAGAUUCUUCAGAUUAUAAUCAUCGCCCCCUUUGUGUUUAUGCUGCCGUACGUCUGGAUGUUUCCUGAAUCCCUACGCUGGUUGUUGGCCACUCAACAUUACCAAAGAGCCAAACGACAAAUGUACAGAAUCGCCCAGAGCAACAGGGUUGACACGACAACCGACCCGAGCGGCAUCCUCUCAGAGCUUGAGGCAGAACUGCAGCAGAGGCCGGAGACGUGCUGCGUCACACAGCUGAGAAGCACCAGAAACCUGUGGAAGAACACAGUUGUGCUGUGUGUUAACUCGCUGACCGGUUACGGCAUCCAUCACUGUUUUGCACGCAGUGUUGUGGAGGGCAGCGCAACUCAUCUGCAUUAUUACGCAUUAGCUGCGAUCGCAACAGCGUCCUGCAUGGUGGUGUUUCCUGUAGUGGGAGGAUUCGGCAGGAGAGGAGGUUUACUAACCUUCAUGAUCAUUACAGCCCUGGCAUCUCUACUGCAGCUCGGCCUGCUCAACUUAAUUGGGAAGUACAGUCUCCGACAUGAUGAAGUUCUCAGAGACACACUGAAUGAGCGCUUCUCCUACGCGUUCUCCAUCAUCGGGAUGUUCUCGUCUCAUGCCGUCAGCACGCUCAGCAUCUUCUACUGUGCAGAAAUCACACCGACUGUCAUCAGGGGAGGAGGUGUCGGUUUGGUUCUUGCCAGCGCGGGCUUCGGGAUGUUAACGGCGCCGCUCAUGGAGCUUCACAACCAGAAGGGCUUCUUCCUUCAUCACGUCAUCCUCACAUGCUGCACGCUGCUCUGCAUCAUCUGCAUUCCGUUAUUACCGGAGACGCGCGGCCAGCCGCUGCCCGAGACGCUCGCGGACGGAGAAGGACUGCAGCGCCGACCGCUCCUGCCCGGAGAACAGCACCAUCUACUGGCCGUGACCGACGUCAGAGAGUAUUCCCGCGUCCAGGACACGCCCCUUCACCAGGCGGUCAAUCCCGGAAACGGCACGGUGCCUAGCAACAGUACAGCCAAUGGCGUGAGGACGUCAUGACGAUUACGUACCCACAGACCACGCGAUGAACCGCGAGACCGACUCGAUCGAAUGUCGACAAACACAACGGCGUUUAAAUCGUGAUUUCCCCCUCCGUUUAAAAACGGUGAAUGAACUCCGUAAUCUGACUGAUAAACGCCUCAUUAACCAGCACCGAUGAAGAUUGACAUUUUAGAAAGAGGAAGUAUGAAUUUACUUUUAUUCCGUGAACGGAAGUCUAUUUUAUAUUAGACGGAACAACAGCCUCACAGAAGAGUGUCACGUUUGAAUGUGAAUCUUUUGUAUGUUUUGGUAAAUGGGUUUAUUUUAUUAAGCACAAAAUGAUGCUACAUUAAAAUUAAACCACAUUGGCCUCAUUAAUGAAAUAUAAACAUGAAGAAUUUGAGAGAUUUGUUUGUAAACGGAUUGGACAUGCGUUAAAGUACCAGUGAAAUAAAAAAAAUGCCUAUUUUUUCAAGAAAAAAUGCUGCGUUUAUAGUAAAUAGCUUAUCAAAGUGGGUCACUCUUUUUUUAAAAUCCGUGUGCCCUCAUAAUCUUUAGAUAAGAUCAGAAAAUGCACUUCCUUCCUGUAGUGACUAUCCAUCUUAAAUGACGUAUGUUAGACGGCUUAGCGUAGCAUCCGUUAGCUCCUCCCCUUCACCUCUCAGUCUGCUGCCAGUUCCAUUUAAAAAUAAAACAGCUGAUUUUAUACAUCCAAUCAAAUCGCAGAGAAAGCCACGGCCACUAUUUUUCUUAUUAGAAAUUCCAUUUCGCUCGGAAAUGCGUCAAAAUAUAGAUGUAAAAACGAUCGCAACUUUCGGAUCACCGGGACUUUAAACAUAAGCAGAGCGCAAAAACUAAUCUUGCAUAAAUGCGUAAAACAAUACUCACAUGAAAUAAUACUGAAAUACAAUACAGUGUUGACUAUUAUAUUUUAUAAUAAUUACUGGACUUUCGUGUUUACUACAAUAGUCUGUAGUAUUAACUUUGGUGAAUUGAUCAACUAGAUAAUAAUAGUAUACUUCAGCGUACUAAGAUGAAAGCAUGGUAAGGUUAAAAACCACAAGAAUAUUUAGGGACAUUACUACAGUUUACUAUAGUAAAUACAUUUAAUAAUACAAUUAAUAAAAGUGCACCAGUGUUUUUUCGUGUGGGUUGCUAUAACAAUUUAUAGCAGUUUUGCAAGCGCAUUACAAGAAAUGUGUUCUUGAGUUUUAUGAAUGAGGUUCAUUGGAAACCGGUUUAGUUGUGUUGGUAUUCAUUAUUGAGGCCGUGUGUAUGUGUGUGUGCGCUUCACAAUAUUCAGGUUUUUUUAGUCUGUUUUGCACUAAAUCUGAGGAAGCAAUCAUAUGUCAGCCAAAUGAAUCUGUAAUGUGAAACUACAAGAAAGAUGAUGGCUGAUAGAAAGAAAACGCAACAAUUUAACAGUCUGCUCACAAGAUGCAAAAAUGAACAAAUGCACCUGUUCCAGGUUUUUACAGCAUCUCAUCUAGAUGAUAUUCUCAUAUACAGAAUAUAACAUAACAAUGAAGUCUAGUUUUAAAACCAUUAACAUUUCUUGUAUUAUGACAUUGGAUCCUCACAUUCUCUUCGUCUGAAAGACAAAACAUUCUUAAGAAUUAAGGACAUGAAUGUCACAAUGCAAUAUAAAAUGCCAAUGGUUUGAAAUAGUCAUCAUUUUGUAAGGCUUACUGGGUUUCUUCUGGAGUUAUAAAUGUGAAUCUGGGGCUAAUGCAGAAGGGCUGCUGAGUGUUUUCAUGUAUAUUAAUCCAUUAUCAGUACGUAGAAUAGCAGUGAAAGAACGUUACCGUAACCAUCUGUCCUCAAACUACUGAGGAACAACACUUCACCCCUUUCUUUUAAAGUUAAACUGCAGAUGUCGUGUGAGAAAUAGAAUUAACAGUAUCAAUACUCACAUUUAAAUGCAUUCGGUUAUUGUCCCUUAUUUUGCUAGAGAACUCCACAUCAUCUUCUGAAAAGCACAUUGUGCGAAAAAGUACAUGUAAAUUUAUCUCAUGAAACCUCUCAAAAGAGCCCAACUCAUAUUUUAGCCCAAAUCAUAAGUGAGAAAGAACCCAAGAAAUGUAAACAUUUUAGUUUGUGGAAAAGACAUUUAAAAGCAUCAAUGUAUUUUUCUGUAUUUGUUGAGUCUCGCGUGUCAUUUUGAAUACUAUGACUGAACUAAAUUUCAUACAUUUCAAUGGUCCAUUUUCUGACAUUGCACUUGUAAAUAAAUACCUUUUUUAAAACA